Molecule: messenger RNA, 3820 nt
Organism: Aphidius gifuensis
Lineage: Eukaryota; Metazoa; Arthropoda; Insecta; Hymenoptera; Braconidae
Gene: RpIII128
Product: DNA-directed RNA polymerase III subunit RPC2
Exons: 4
Coding region: 127-3615 (1162 amino acids)
Biological process (GO): DNA-templated transcription
Cellular component (GO): RNA polymerase III complex
Molecular function (GO): DNA-directed RNA polymerase activity; DNA binding; ribonucleoside binding
Source: RefSeq, a predicted model, not a curated record
UAAAUCAUCAUCAUCAACUUGGAGCGAAAAAAAAAUGGAGAGAAACGAGAGAAACACAUGUUUUUACUCCAUUAAUUUAUAAAACAAUAAAAUAACUCUCAAUAAUUGAGAAUACAUAAUUUAAAAAUGGGUGAAUAUAAAAAUAAUACCCCGAAGAAUAUUGAUGGACAAAAGUGUUCACCAAUUGUUAAACCAAUUAAGGAUAAAUGGAAAUUGGUACCAGCAUUUUUAAAAGGCAAGGGAUUAGUUAAACAACACAUUGAUUCAUUUAAUUAUUUUAUAAAUGUUGACAUUAAAAAAAUUGUCCAGGCAAAUAAUCAAAUUUUUAGUGAAGCUGAUCCAUUAUUUUUCUUGAGAUAUCUUGAUGUUAGAAUUGGACCUCCAAAUGAACCUGAUGGAAAAGGUAAUUUACGUCCAACAACACCACAUGAAUGUCGUCUACGAGACAUAAAUUAUACAGCCCAAAUAUUGGUGGAUGUAGAGUACAGUCGAGGUAGUGAUCGUGUUGUUUUACACGAUGUAGCAAUUGGAAGAAUGCCAAUAAUGUUGAGGAGUUCCAACUGUGUUUUAACUGAUAAAUCACAUUUUCAAUUGGCUGAGCUAGAUGAUUGUCCUCUUGAUCCAGGUGGUUAUUUUGUUAUAAACGGUCAAGAAAAAGUUAUUCUAAUUCAAGAACAAAUGUUGAGAAAUAGAAUACUUCUUGAAAAAGAUACAAAAGGUUGUUUUGUUGCAUUUUGUAACAGUUCAACUGAUGAAAGAAAAACAAAAACAACAAUUGUUGGUAAAUCUGGAAAAUAUUAUUUACGUCAUAAUAUAUUUCAAGAUGACAUACCAAUAUGUGUUUUAUUUAAAGCAAUGGGAAUAACAUCUGACAUGGAAAUAAUGCAAUUAAUUGGUACUGAUGAUGAAUUUCAAAAUAAAUUUUUUCAAAGUUUUGAAGAAUGUCAUUUGUUAAAUGUAUAUUCACAAAAUCAAGCAUUAAAAUAUAUGUCAAAUAAACGUAAACAACGUAAUAUACCACAAAAAAAACAGGCUACACCAUCAAAACAAAAUUUAUAUGAUAGUAUGAAAGAUAUUAUAAUGCAAAUGAUAUUAUCACAUGUGCCAGUUGUUGAUUAUAGUUUUAAAACAAAAGCAGUAUAUUUAGCACAAAUGGUACGUCGUGUUAUAAGUGCACAAAAUGAUCCAUCAUUACUUGAUGAUCGUGAUUAUUAUGGUAACAAACGUCUUGAGUUGGCUGGUUCAUUAUUAGCCUUGAUGUUUGAAGAUUGUUUUAAAAGAUUUAACUCUGAGCUACAAGAAAAGGCUAAAAAAUUAAUACCAAAACAAAAAACAUCAAUAUUUGACAUUGGUAAAUACUUGGUUCAUGAUACAAUAAUAACAAAUGCUCUUGUAUUUGCAAUAUCAUCUGGUAAUUGGACAAUAAAACGUUUUAGAAUGGAACGUCAUGGUGUAACACAAGUACUAUCACGUUUAUCAUAUAUAUCAGCACUUGGUAUGAUGACAAGAGUUAAUUCACAAUUUGAAAAAACACGUAAAGUAUCUGGACCACGUUCAUUACAACCAUCACAAUGGGGUAUGUUAUGUCCAAGUGAUACACCAGAAGGUGAAGGUUGUGGUCUUGUUAAAAAUUUAGCAUUAAUGACACAUAUUACAACUGAAGUUGAUGAACUACCAAUAGCAAGAAUAUUAUUUAAUUGUGGUACUGAAGAUAUUAGAAUACUUGGUGGACAAGAAAUUAAUCAUAAAAGUGUACAUACUGUUUAUUUAAAUGGUAAUAUACUUGGUGUUGUUAUUAAUCAUCAACGUUUAUUAAAUGUAUUUAGAAUGUUAAGACGUAAAGGUUUUAUACAUUAUUCUGUAUCAAUAUUUGUACAACGUCGUUAUAAAUCAAUACAAAUAAGUUCUGAUAGUGGUCGUUUAUGUCGUCCAUAUAUUAUUAUUGAAAAAGGUAAACCACUUAUUACAGAAAAACAUAUUGAAGAUCUUGAGCAUGGUAUUAAAAAAUUUGAAGAUUUUUUACAUGAAGGUAUUAUUGAAUAUCUUGAUGUUAAUGAAGAAAAUGAUUGUUUAAUUGCAUUUAAUGAAGAAAAAAUUGAAGAAAAUACAACACAUCUUGAAAUUGAACCAUUUACAUUGCUUGGUGUAUGUGCUGGUCUUGUACCAUUUCCACAUCAUAAUCAAAGUCCACGUAAUACAUAUCAAUGUGCUAUGGGUAAACAAGCAAUGGGAACAAUUGGCUACAAUCAACGUAAUAGAGUUGAUACAAUUAUGUAUAAUUUAGUAUAUCCACAUGCACCAAUGGUUAAAACACGUACACUUGAUCUUAUUAAUUUUGAUAAAUUACCAGCUGGACAAAAUGCAAUUGUUGCUGUAAUGUCAUACAGUGGUUAUGAUAUUGAAGAUGCAUUAAUAUUAAAUAAAGCAUCAAUUGAUCGUGGCUAUGGUAGAUGUCUUGUUUAUAAAAGUGCUAAAACAACAUUAAUAAACUAUCAAUCUAAUGCUAGAGAUGUUAUUAAAUUACCAACUGUACAUAAAGAUACAAAAGCACCAGUAUGGCCACAUGAAGCAUUAUGUACAAAAUCAUUUGAUGAUGCGACAUAUAAAGAAAAAGAAUACAUUGCAUGGAGUGGUACUCCUGCUGUUGGUGCAAGAGUUGAAAAUAGACAGGUACUUAUUAAUAAAGCAGUACCAAAAAAUACUGAUGAUCAAGUUAGUAAUGCAAAUAAAUCAACAAAUGAUAUUAAUGCUAGAAACAUUGAUGAAUAUACUGAUAAACCAAUUUUUUAUAAAAAUCCAGUUGAGGCAUAUGUUGAAAAAGUUAUUGAAGUUGAUAAUGAUAAUAUAAAAAUAACUAAAAUUUUAUUAAGACAAACAAGAAGACCAGAAAUUGGUGAUAAAUUUAGUAGUCGUCAUGGACAAAAAGGCGUUACUGGAUUAAUUGUUGAACAACAAGAUAUGCCAUUUAAUGAUUCUGGUAUUUGUCCAGAUAUGAUUAUGAAUCCACAUGGUUUUCCAUCACGUAUGACAGUUGGUAAAUUAAUUGAAUUAUUAUCUGGUAAAGCUGGUGUACUUGAUGGUAAAUUUCAUUAUGGUACAGCAUUUGGUGGAUCAAAAGUUGAUGAUGUUUGUGAAGAUUUAGCUCGUCAUGGUUAUAAUUAUAUGGGUAAAGAUAUUUUUUAUUCUGGUACAACUGGUGAGCCAAUACAGGCAUAUAUUUAUUCUGGACCAGUUUAUUAUCAAAAAUUAAAACACAUGGUACAAGAUAAAAUUCAUGCACGUUCAACUGGACCAAGAGCUGUAUUAACAAGACAACCAACAGAGGGUAGAGCAAAAGAUGGUGGUUUGAGACUUGGUGAAAUGGAAAGAGACUGUCUUAUUGGUUAUGGUGCUAGUAUGAUGCUCAUUGAAAGACUCAUGUUAUCAAGUGAUGCAUUUAAACUUGAUAUUUGUAAUAAAUGUGGACUCAUGGCAUACAGUGGAUGGUGUCAUGGUUGUCGUGCACAAGGAUCAAUAUCAACAAUGACUAUGCCAUAUGCUUGUAAAUUAUUAUUUCAAGAACUUCAAUCAAUGAAUAUUGUCACAAGACUUUCACUUAAAAACUAUUGUGAUUAAAUAUAUUAUAUAUUUUUAUUAUAUAAUAUAUUUAAUAAAUAUUUAUACUUUUUUAAAUAGGCUUCUUGAUUAUUUAUACUUUAUUUUUUUGAUUGUAAAUGAUAUUUUAUAAACUUGAUAAUUAAUUAAUAAUUAAUAAAGAGUUUCAAUUCAUGUACAAAUUUAUAUUUUGUUUUAUCAAAAAUAGAGGUUUUAUUUUUACAGA